Coprinopsis cinerea okayama7#130 is the source of this 989-nucleotide messenger RNA. RefSeq names its product mitochondrial 37S ribosomal protein MRP4. The transcript has 2 exons. Gene Ontology annotation, molecular function: structural constituent of ribosome. Gene Ontology annotation, biological process: translation. Lineage: Eukaryota; Fungi; Basidiomycota; Agaricomycetes; Agaricales; Psathyrellaceae. The record is from RefSeq and is a predicted model, not a curated record. Gene Ontology annotation, cellular component: ribosome; mitochondrial small ribosomal subunit. Bases 1 to 927 code for a protein of 308 amino acids.
AUGUCUCUUCCGUCUGCACUUCGACCCUCGCUCAAGGCGUCUGCCCGCUGCUCGUCGCGCGCCCUGGCGACGCCGCGCUCAGGAGCCCAAUGGAAACGGUCAGUGUCCACAGCGACGGUCUCCAGUGACCAGAAGCGUCUCGAGACGCCCUCUGACUGGGACGAAUUCCGUCAGAAGAAGGGCCAAACCAAAAUGCUCAUCGACAUGAUGUCGGAAUACGGUUCUACACAGAACUCGUCCAAUACGUUCCAGCUCCGAGACCAACUGCACAAGCCAGCGCGUCACGCUACCAUUUCCGCUUUGCUUGCUGCUGGCGCGCACUUUGGCCACGCUUCAAGUCGCAUGAACCCCAACUUUAUGCCCUAUGCAUACGGAACGCGAGCGGGCAUCACUAUCAUCGACUUGGACAGCACGUUACCCCUCCUCAGACGUGCUGCAAACGUCACUCGUGCGGUCGCUCGAGCAGGAGGUCAAAUCUUGUUCAUCGGCACCCGACCAGACCUUAAGCCCAUCGUCCAGAAGGCAGCAGAGCGUGUAGGGCCAGAACAAGGCUACUACGUUGGAGACCGUUGGCUACCUGGCACCCUCACCAACCGACGAGAAUUCUUCCGACCGGAACAGCUCGCUAAUACCAACGUCAUCCCCGACCUCGCCAUCAUCCUCAACCCCGUCCAAAAUGCCAACGCCAUUCGAGAAUUCGCCGUCGAGAACGUCCCCACCAUUGGUAUCAUCGACUCCAACGUUGACCCACGUCUGGUCAUGUACCCCAUCCCAGCGAACGACGAGAACACUCGGGCAGCAGAGCUUAUUGGCGGUGUUUUGAGCAUAGCAGCCCGCGAGGGUGUCGAACUUCGCGAGCAGGAGGACAUGGCUCGACUCAAGCAGCAGCAAAAGAAGUUCCGACAGAGGACAAGCCGGUUCAAAUAGACGUAGUAGUACACAUUAUCCUAAUAUCCCGCUAUAAUCCCUUAUUCGACGUUUUGCGCUUU